Messenger RNA from Suncus etruscus (white-toothed pygmy shrew), 1636 nucleotides. RefSeq names its product thyroid hormone receptor interactor 13 (gene TRIP13). The coding region runs from base 3 to 1301 and encodes 432 amino acids. Gene Ontology annotation, cellular component: nucleus; chromosome. Lineage: Eukaryota; Metazoa; Chordata; Mammalia; Eulipotyphla; Soricidae. Gene Ontology annotation, biological process: reciprocal meiotic recombination; meiotic recombination checkpoint signaling. The record is from RefSeq and is a predicted model, not a curated record. The transcript has 13 exons. Gene Ontology annotation, molecular function: ATP hydrolysis activity; ATP binding.
CCAUGGACGAGGCCGUGGGCGACCUGAAGCAGGCGCUGCCCUGCGUGGCCGAGACGCCCGCCGUGCACGUGGAGGUCCACCAGCGCGCGGGCAGCACCGCCAGGAAAGACGACAUCCGACAGAGUGUCAAGAAGCUGCUCAACCGUCACAACAUUGCGUUCGGGGACUAUACCUGGACUGAGUUCGACGACCCUUUCCUGACUAGGAACGUGCAGUCUGUGGCCAUCGUGGACACGGAGCUGAAAGCAAAAGACCCACAGCCCAUUGACCUGAGAGCCUGCACUGUGGCACUGCACAUCUUCCAGUUGAACGAGGACAGCCCAACCUGUGAGAACCUGGAGGAGGAGACCGAGAGCAUCGUGGCCGCCAACCACUGGGUCCUGCCAGCAGCUGAGUUCCAUGGGCUCUGGGACAGCCUUGUGUAUGACGCAGAGGUCAAGUCAAAUCUCCUGGACUAUAUGCUGACCACACUGCUGUUCUCAGACAAGAAGGUGGACAGCAACCUCGUGGCCUGGAACCGGGUGGUGCUGUUGCAUGGGCCACCAGGGACCGGAAAGACCUCACUAUGCAAAGCUCUGGCCCAGAAGCUGAGCAUUCGGCUGUCCAACAGGUUCCGUUAUGGGCAGCUGAUCGAGAUCAACAGCCACAGCCUCUUCUCCAAGUGGUUCUCAGAGAGCGGCAAGCUGGUGACCAAGAUGUUCCAGAAGAUUCAGGACAUAAUCGACGAUAAGGAUGGGCUGGUGUUUGUGCUCAUCGAUGAGGUGGAGAGCCUCACAGCUGCCCGCAGUGCCAGCAGGGCAAGCGCAGAGCCCUCCGAUGCCAUCCGAGUGGUUAAUGCCGUCCUGACCCAGAUUGACCAGAUCAAGCGACACUCCAACGUGAUCAUCCUGACCACGUCCAACAUCACUGAGAAAAUCGACGUGGCCUUCGUGGAUCGCGCGGACAUCAGACAGUACAUUGGGCCGCCCUCGGCCGCUGCCAUCUUCAAGAUCUACCUGUCAUGUUUGGAGGAGCUGAUGAAGUGCCAGAUCAUCUACCCACGGCAGCAGCUGCUGACACUUCGUGAGCUGGAGAUGAUUGGCUUUAUCGAGAACAAUGUGUCGCGCCUCAGCCUGCUGCUCAGUGACAUCUCCAGGAAGAGCGAGGGCCUCAGUGGCCGUGUCCUGCGCAAGCUGCCUUUCCUGGCCCAUGCCUUGUACAUCCAGGCACCCACAGUCACCAUCGAGGGCUUCCUCCAGGCCCUCUCGCUGGCCGUGGACAAGCAGUUUGAGGAGAAGCGGCAGCUGUCAUCCUGUGUGUGACGUGGGCAUUCCUUGGUGUGCGUCUGUCUCGGGAAUGGACGUGGGGUUCUCGGCUGCCUCUGCUCCGCUGACUGCAGGGGGUCGGGGAGGAGAGUCGUGGCUUCCAGGGUCUCGGGGAUCUUGGCUGUAGCCACUGCUGACAGAACAUCUGGGAGCUGAUUGGGAUAGGCAUCACGCCGGGUCUGUGUGCAGGCACAUAGGCGUGUCAGUGGCUCCUUGAGGAUCCCGUCUGGUGGUAGGGUGCCCUGAGCUCAGCUUCCUCCCUCUCAGUGUUUGUUGAGUGUGUGGUCUCGUCACAGUUUGAGUAUUAAAAAACUUUUUCAGUUUCUUUUUCA